Closterium sp. NIES-65 is the source of this 2120-nucleotide messenger RNA. The record is from the annotation of a GenBank genome assembly. Lineage: Eukaryota; Viridiplantae; Streptophyta; Zygnematophyceae; Desmidiales; Closteriaceae.
AUGAAUGGAAACCUAGACAUUGCAAUGGAUAGUCAGACGAUUAAGGGGCCCGAUGGGGCGAUCGUUUUGGCAGACUCGUCGAAAUUGCCGGAGGAAAAAAUUUAUAUGGAGUUAGUUACAGUAGAUAAAACGGCCGAGAUCGUUAACGAGUACCGCAAGUACAAUGCGUCGUCGGCGCGUGAUGACGUUGAGUCAGGACGGGACUCUUCAUCUGGUGACGAAUCAAAUAGCGACGGCGAUGUUGGGGCAUACGCUAACAAGGGCGUGUCCUCCCCUCCAAAACCAAAGGAGAGGCGCGUGAGGCGCUUAGAUGACAUCGGUCCCAAAGCCGGCCAGAAAGAGGACAAGCGUGACAACCGAAAGGGGCGUAAGCGCCGUCAACAAAAGAGAGGCACUACUUCCCAUGCUGUGUCUGAAGGCGACGAGGAGGUCGAGGACGGCGGACCCAUCAAAGAAGCUCCGUCAGCAGGCAGGCGUGCAGGACAACACGGUAGAUGUUAUGACCGUAGCGGGAGGGCUGCGGAGUAUCAUGGCAGUCCAUCUGGCCGCCUAGGAAUGUCUGCGCGUGGCGACGAGCAGGAACAUGGUGAGCUUGAAGGGCGUGGUGGUGGAAAGCGCAACAACGUGAAGGCGGCGGCGGCAAAGGGCAGUCCCUCGGGGAGGCUCUCGCAGGAGGUGGCUGGUGGCGACGAGCAAGAACAUGGCGAGCUUGAAGGGCGUGGUGGUGGAAAGCGCAACAACGAGAAGGCGGCGGCGGCGGCCAAGGGCAGUCCCUCGGGGAGGCUCUCGGAGGACGUGGCUGGUGGCAACGAGCAGGAACAUGGCGAGCUUGAAGGGCGUAGUGGUGGAAAGCAAAACAACGCGAAGGCGGCGGCGGCAAAGGGCAGUCCCUCGGGGAGGCUCUCGCAGGAGGUGGCUGGUGGCGACGAGCAGGAACAUGGCGAGCUUGAAGGGCGUGGUGGUGGAAAGCGCAACAACGAGAAGGCAGCGGCGGCGGCCAAGGGCAGUCCCUCGGGGAGGCUCUCGCUGGAUGUGGCUGGUGGCGACGAGCAGGCGCUGCCCAGGCCCGUUAUAGAAGGGCUAGCAGAGCAGCGAGGUGGUGGCGGUAUCGAUCAGGAUGAGGACAAGCCUGCAGUAGUGACUGCUGGGAAAGAACAUGGACGUGAAGCUGUGAUUCCGUACAAACGACGCAAUGCUGUGGACUCGGCCGGUCGCGACCGAAAUGCGAGACAAGCUCGACAAGGGACGAAACAGUAUGUUUCGAGCUCGUCGGGUUCGGAGGAGGGAUCCAGUGACAGUGAGUCAGGCAGCUCAUCCGGGAGUGAGGAAGUAUACGAGGACGAGGAGGAGGAGGAGGAAGAGGAAGAGGAGGAUGAGGAGUUGGAGCCGGAGAGCGAGGAUGAGGAGGAGGCUCGGCCUUUGAAGAGGAGGGGUGUGCGGAAGACCAAGAAGGGCAAUGGAAAGCGAAAACCGGAGACAGGACGGAUGGAUUCGUAUGGGAAGGGAGAUCCGAUCGCUUGGGGGUCAGCGCGGUUUGGCAGGGAAGCGACGGACCCGCAUGCAAAGCUUUCGGGGGGUCACGCGGUUCAGGUGAAAAUCGAGGGAGCAACGAAGCGGCACGAACCCUCGGCCGCCGCCGCAGCCAAUGACGGUGUGGGAGGAGGUGUGUGGGCGAAUUCCUUGGGUGAAUGUGGCGGCGGUGUGGAAGGCUCCAUGUGGGAUGUACGGGAUAGCAGGGGAGAAGGACGAGACUUGAAAAUGGAUCCGGCGACUAAGGAGGGGAGGGGCGAGAGCAUGGGCACACCUGGCGCAUCCAGUCGGCCCAAUGUGGCUGGCGGCAAGACGAUGGAGCAGCUCAUUUGGGAGCUUGCCCAGCGGGAUCGCGAAAUUGCGGCACUCAAGGCAAGGCCAGGAGCCAAAGGACCUAUCAAACCCUGCACCCCUCCAUCUAGGCCUCCUCGUAUUGCGUCUCUGUUGAGCGGCCCAUCUGCAGUGGGCCUCGAUCCAGGCGUGGCGCCAGAAAGCCCAUCGACGGUAGACGUACCGGUCCGUCGAACGCGUGGGAUGCCCAAGCCCAAGCUGCUGAAGGUGGAGCCCCUGUUCAUGGCGCUGCUUGUCUG